Molecule: messenger RNA, 1125 nt
Organism: Biomphalaria glabrata
Lineage: Eukaryota; Metazoa; Mollusca; Gastropoda; Planorbidae
Product: phosphomevalonate kinase-like
Exons: 4
Coding region: 394-969 (191 amino acids)
Biological process (GO): isopentenyl diphosphate biosynthetic process, mevalonate pathway; cholesterol biosynthetic process
Cellular component (GO): cytoplasm
Molecular function (GO): phosphomevalonate kinase activity
Source: RefSeq, a predicted model, not a curated record
UCUGCGCAAAGUGUAUUUCUUAAAAUUAGAUCUAGGUCUAAAUCCUUUCUAUCUUUUCUCAUGUCAACAUUGUAGACAUGGCCUAGAUCCAUAAAAUACUAUAGCUGUAAUAGAGUCGGACAACUUUAUUUGUUUUGAGGGUCUUAAGUUUGUUUUAGGGCUACAAUACAUACACUACGGUCUAAGUUAGUACCCAAGGAACAUUCCUGCCUAGUUUUAUCAAGAUUAGUCAAGCGGUUUUGAUGUCUACAAGUAACAUACAUCCAUACAUACACCACACAUUCUACUUUAUACUAUGUCCAUGGGCACAGCUCUUUGUAGGUCAAGGAUAACGAACUCUUUUUAAUUUAGGUUAGGUUUUGUAUAUACAUUUGUAUAGUAUCGCAUCAAAACAUGGGAUCCAUUCGCCACUUUGUGGUUAUUAUAAGCGGAAAAAGAAAAUCUGGAAAAGAUUAUAUCAGUUCAAAAUUACUCGCAUGCUUAGGACCAAACAAGUGUGCUAUUUUACCUUUGUCUGGACCACUUAAGAAACAAUAUGCUAAGGAUCACAACCUUGAUUUUGAUAGAUUACUUGAUGCAACUGAAUAUAAAGAACAUUAUCGCCAGGACAUGAUUCAGUGGGGAGAGGAAAAGAGGAAUCAGGAUCCAGGCUAUUUCUGCAGAUUGGCUACAGAAGGAGAAGGUUCUGAAAAAGAUAUAUGGAUCAUCAGCGAUGCCAGACGAUUAUCUGAUGUUGUUUAUUUCAGAGAUAAAUAUAAAGAAGAUGUAAUAACUAUAAGGGUUGAAGCUGACCUUUCUGUUAGACAACAAAGAGGUUUUGUAUUUACAGAAGGUAUUGAUGAUGCCGAGUCUGAAUGUGGCCUUGACAGUGGUUGUAAUUGGGAUAUUGUUAUAUACAAUAAUAAUAAUCAAGAGAAAUUAGAAGAUAGUAUUAGUAAAAUAUUGAAGCGAAUACCAUCAACUUCAUAACAAAUGAAGUACCCUAAUUUAAUCCCAUAAAAAAAUAUUUUUUGUACCGUACAUUUUUCUUUUAAUAGCAGUAGUAAAUAUUAAUGUUUAUUUUGUAUCUUAUAGAUACAUACAGAUACAGUCAAAUCUCAAUAAAUGAUAUUCUGUUAUAUGAAA